CGUCCAGCGCGAGUCCAUCAGUGAGCGCGCAACUGUUACUGUCAGGAUUGAUCUGCCUCUCUCACAUAUUUGUUUUUAUUCGUUUCUACGAUUUAAGGAUUUUUGAAACAUACCUGAAAGAGCACAUCUGUGCUGUGCGAUCGUGAUGAGGAGCUAAGGGUUAUCUUUUUCUCUAAACUUUUUAAGUUUGGAUGCCGGGAGGCUUUAGCGUUACUGUCGGGCUAUGGCAAAGACAUCUCAUGUUCUUUCUCUCGUCGACUUUUUUCUCACCAUCAACGUGGUUAUAGCAAUAGAGCUCAGGUUUGUGCCUGAUCCUCCAACUCUAAACAUGACUGAAAAGACUCUCAAAAUCAAUGCCUCAGAUACACUUCAGAUCACCUGCAGGGGGCGUCAGAUCCUGGAGUGGGCUACACCUCACAACCGAACCCGUUCUGAAACCCGGCUCACCGUAUCAGAUUGUAGUGGCGAUGGACUAUUCUGUAGCACUUUAACCCUCUUAAAGGCAGUAGCCAAUGAGACGGGAGAGUAUCGCUGCUUUUAUAAAAACCUGCCCAUUGAGGAUGGGAAGACUUCUGUGGGGGUUUAUGUCUUUGUUCAAGAUUAUCGCAUGCCGUUUGUCCGAAUGGCUCAAGAUUAUGAUGUGGUGUUUAUUCGAGAAGGAGAGCGAGUGGUCAUCCCUUGUGUGGUAUCUGUGGAGGAUUUAAACGUCACAUUUUACACGAAGUAUCCAGUAAAAGAACUAGUCACUGAUGGGAAAGAGGUGCUCUGGGACAGCAAGAAAGGGUUCAUUAUCCAAAGUCAUAUUGUCAGCUAUGCUGGCGUGGUCUACUGCGAAACCAUUAUUCAAAAUGAGACAUAUCAGUCCUCACCUUACAUUGUGGCUGUUGUAGGAUACAAGAUCUAUGACCUCACCCUGAGCCCGGCUCAGGAGAGGCUGACGGUAGGGGAGAGGCUAGUGCUGAACUGCUCCGCUCACACUGAGCUUAAUGUGGGAAUCAACUUUCAGUGGACCUUCCCUCACGAGAAGAGAAGCGUCAACAGCUCAACAGCCCAGUCACGAUAUAUAACUAAAUCCAACAAGAAGAAACUCUGGAAUUCUUUAGAGCUGUCCAAUACCCUCAUUGUGGAAAACGUGACCAUAAAUGACACAGGAGAGUACGUAUGCACAGCCUCCAGCAUGCAGAUGCAAAAGAUUGCACGUGCCUCCCUCAUCGUCUACGAGAAACCUUUUAUUGCACUGAAUGAUCAGAUAUUUCAGACUGUAGAAGCAACUGUUGGCCAGCCAGAGGCAAAAAUCCUUGUUAAAUACUACGCUUAUCCAGAGCCCUCUGUCAAGUGGUAUAAGAACGACCAACCAAUAUCAUGGAAGGAUGAGUACAGAAUGAAACCUGCCCGAGGAUCUCUCACUCUAUAUGGUGUUACAGAAAAGGAUACUGGAAAUUACACCGUUAUCAUGACAAAUAAAAUCACCAGGGAGGAGCAAAAGAGAACAUUUCAGCUUUUGGUUAAUGACCAUCCCAGGAUUUUGGAAAAGGAAGUACCUAUGGAUCGAGAUGUUCAUAUGCAUGGAAGUAGCCCUACGCUUAGGUGUACUGCCAGCGGAGGAUCCAGCCCUGUCACAAUACAAUGGCAGUGGAUGCCCAGAGAGGACUGUCAAAUCAGAUUUCAACCUAAGGCAGAGCAGAAUGUGGUGAAGUGUGACAGAUGGAGGGAGAUAUUAAACAGCACAGGGAAGAAUCCCAUCAGCAGCCCCACAUCAGUUACUGAUCGAUCUCUCAAGACUAUCAGCACACUGAAGAUCCAGAAGGCAGUUGACCACGCUCUCUACAAGUGCAUUGCCACCAACAAGAUGGGAACAGAUGAGAGAGUCAUUGUGUUCCAAGUAACCCGGUUCCUAAGUCUAAGUGUGCUCCCUUCUAACGUCCCUAUCGAGGGAGAAGACGUAGUGAUGCGCUGCGUAGCCGAUCGACUGCUCUAUGCUAACUUGCACUGGUAUCGGGUAAUAAACGUAGCCAACCCUGAUGCUCUUCAAGCGGCCGUACCUUGUGACACCCUCACUCUGUCACCAUUCCCCCAGCCCAACGUUACCAUACCAGGCCUGCAGGGCAGCAAUACAACGCUGGACCUGUCCAUACCAAACGCCACCAUAAUGGACCAGGGUCUCUACGCUUGCCAGGUGGAGAACGUGGGGACCAGUGAGAGAACCUGCUUACUUCACAACCUCAGACUAAGAGCUCUUGAGAUGUCCAGAAUUGUGACCAAUCUAACUGACCAGAGAGUGAAUGUGAGUGACUCCACCACUUUAGUGUGUGACGUGUCUGGAACGCCGACCCCUCGUGUUUUGUGGACAAAGGACAACCGUACUGUCAUAGAAGGAUCAGGUGUGAUUCUAAAACAGUCAAAUCGUGUCUUGACCGUCCAACGGGUGAAAAAAGAAGAUAGCGGUCUGUACGUAUGCACAGCGUGUAACCAGCAAGGCUGUGAAUCUAAAGAGGCCCAUAUCACUGUAGAUGGUGCUGAAGAAAAGAUGAAUGUGGAAUUGAUCAUGCCCAUCGGUGCUGUGGUCAUUGCCAUGUUCCUCUGGCUCCUCAUCGUCUUUGUCAUUCGCAACAGAAAACGGCCCAAUGAUGGAGACCUGAAAACCGGCUACCUGUCAAUCAUCCUCGACUCGGAUGACAUGCCGAUGGACGAGCACUGUGAGAGACUGACCUAUGAUGCCAGCAAGUGGGAGUUUCCUCGUGACAGACUCAAACUAGGGGAUCCGCUGGGCAGAGGAGCAUUUGGUCAAGUUGUAGAGGCGGCUGCAUAUGGUAUUGAGAAAGUCACCACCUGUACUACAGUAGCAGUGAAGAUGCUCAAGGAGGGAGCCACUGCCAGUGAGUACCACGCUCUGAUGUCUGAGCUAAAGAUCCUCAUCCAUAUUGGGCAUCAUCUCAAUGUGGUCAACCUUCUAGGAGCCUGCACCAAACCAGGACCCUUGAUGGUGAUUGUAGAGUAUUGUAAGCACGGUAACCUCUCCAGCUAUUUGAAAAGCAAGCGGGGAGAUUACAGCCCAUACAAGCACACGGCACGGCAGUGCCAGAGGGAGGUGCAGCAGGAAGAGGAUUUGCGUGAGGGGGAUCUGGGUCUGGGAACCAGUACACGCCUGGACAUCUGCACUGGCACUGCGGUGUGUACCAGACUGAGUGAAAAGACCUCCAUAAACCAUGAGCAGCAUGAGCAAGAGAGUUCAGACUGGGAUCAACUGACAUUGGAGGAUCUCAUCAGCUAUAGUUUCCAGGUGGCCAAAGGCAUGGAGUUCCUUGCAUCCAGAAAGUGUAUUCAUCGUGACCUGGCAGCCAGAAACAUCCUCCUCUCUGAGAACAAUGUGGUGAAGAUAUGUGACUUUGGACUGGCCAGAGACGUUUAUAAAGACCCUGACUACGUCCGUAAAGGAGAUGCUCGUCUUCCUCUGAAGUGGAUGGCCCCAGAGACCAUCUUUGACCGCGUGUACACCACACAGAGUGACGUGUGGUCGUUUGGUGUGCUCCUCUGGGAGAUCUUCUCACUUGGUGCAUCUCCGUAUCCAGGUGUGUGUAUUGAUGAGUCCUUCUGCAGACGGCUAAAGGAAGGAACCCGAAUGAGAGCUCCAGACUACGCCACACCUGAAAUAUACCAGAUCAUGCUGGACUGUUGGCUUGAUCGACCUAAAGAGAGGCCAACUUUUACUCAGUUAGUCGAGCAUAUGGGAAAUCUGCUACAAGUUAGCGCUCAACAGGAUGGAAAGGACUACAUCCCAUUAACAAACGGAGAGGUGGAAGAGUGUUCACAGUCCCCUCAUCACAAUGCUAAAUCUAACGUAACAUUAUACACAAGCAGCGCAGAGGCACAGCUCCACUAUGAUAAUGCUCCUACUCUGGGGUUACCACAGCAGAUAGACGGUGGUGUGCCAAUGAGUAUGACAACGUUUGUGGACAUUCCCUUGGAGCACACUGCAGUAAUGAAUGGUCACAUGGACUGUGGAGUGGGCUUAUCACGUGAACAGAUGAAAGCUCUGGAUCGCCACGUGCAAAGAACCUCCAACUUUAGCCCACUUCUGCGGUGCAAGAGUAAGGAGUCUUUAGCUUCGGAGUCAUCCAAUCAGACCAGCGGCUAUCAGUCCGGCUAUCAUUCAGAUGACGCAGAAGCACCCAUAUACGCCAACGAGGAAAUGAUUCUGAAGAGAGACUUCCAGAAGAAACCUCCACUGCCUAAGAGAUAUGAGAAGUUCAUUACAGAUGUCCGUUAUAGCGCACCUCCGGUUUAAUAUAAUUUUUCAUUCCAUAUUAGGUUAUUUUUGUCAUUAGUCAUUAUGACUCCACAUGUCGUCCAACAACAACAAACGGACUCUCGCUUAAUCUUUUGAAUUGUAUGUGUAAGGGAACCACUCACUCAUUUAAACCUUUUCCUUUUAUUAUACUCGAUUUUUGAAAUAAAUGUAAUAUAUUGUGUUGGAACAGACUGUUUUGGUGCAGAUAAGAUGUAUGUUUUAGUUUUAUUCUUCUAAAUGUCAGGGAGAUUUCAAGAGAGAGAGAAAGCCUUAGCAAUACAAUCAUGUUUACACAGAUGCAGAGCAAGUGGCCUCUCGGUGUGUCCACGCCACUUCCUGAGCAGAGUCACGCCCUCUUCCUGCCAAACAGGAAAUAGCAACUGGAAUGUCAGAAAAUUGAGUGUGUGAAUGUUUUCCCUUUUUUGUCUUCAUCUUUUGCAUUGUCUGCCAAUGAAUGACCAGACUUGUCCUCUCUCAAGCAACUCAUUUCUCAUCUUUGUUUCUUGGUUGGCCUUUUGAUUGUACAGUUUGUUAUGAGGGCCUUUUUGUAAGAAAAAUAUCAGUAUUUUGCCAUAAAGAUUAUUAUUUAGUAACACACAUUCUUGUAAUUAGUUUUUUUUUAAUAAACUCUUGCCAGUUAUAA
Molecule: messenger RNA, 4931 nt
Organism: Triplophysa rosa
Lineage: Eukaryota; Metazoa; Chordata; Actinopteri; Cypriniformes; Nemacheilidae
Gene: kdr
Product: kinase insert domain receptor (a type III receptor tyrosine kinase)
Exons: 30
Coding region: 224-4285 (1353 amino acids)
Biological process (GO): protein phosphorylation; cell surface receptor protein tyrosine kinase signaling pathway; multicellular organism development
Cellular component (GO): signaling receptor complex
Molecular function (GO): transmembrane receptor protein tyrosine kinase activity; ATP binding
Source: RefSeq, a predicted model, not a curated record